AUGUCUUUCUCACAAGUUACUAAUCCUGCCCAUACAGAACAUGAGACAACUGAUAAUACUAUUGAAGAAAAUAAUACAAAUUCCACAACUGAAACUGUGACUACAACUGAUCAAGCCUUGGAUCAAGAAUCCAAAUCAGUGACUGAGUCGUUAAAAGCGGAUCAAGCUUCCGAUUGGCAGGCCAUUUGGGAUGAUAAUGUUCAAGCGUAUUAUUAUUGGAAUACUGUCACAAAUGAAACAACAUGGCAAAUUCCCAACAGUAUAUCAUAUACAGAAGGCUCAUAUUAUCAAUGUCCUUCAAAUGACUCAACGAUUUCGGCUGACCAAGCUGCUAGUGCUACAACUGCAACUGAAGAAUAUUAUCAGUAUUAUUACGCGCAAUAUGGGUAUUAUCCUGAAGGAUAUUAUUAUGGCUACGAUACUACCUCCACUGCUGUGACUGCUCCUUCUGAACCACCGAACCCAUUGGAAUCCAUCCUUGAUAAAAUUGAUACUGAAGUUAAGUCAAAACUUGAUGGUAGUAGUUCUUCAUUACCCUCUUCCUCAUCUAUUUCUCAACACAAUGAAUCCAAUGAGCAAUCCAAUGAGCAACCCCAAGAACAAGAACAAGAAUCUUCAACUUCAGACGCGAGUGCUUAUUAUCAAUACUCUCAAACUGCAGAAGAUUCAGAUUAUAAUUCCUUUCUUGCUCAGCAUGGAAAUGAAGGUACAGAUUACACUAUAUCUGCUAGAUUCAAUACGCGAACGGGUAAAUUUCAGCGUGACCCAACCUUGACACCAGAGAAAUUUUCGUCUGAUGCGAAAGCAAUCCGGCAAAUGUCUUAUUUCUUUGAUUAUGAGAGUUUUGCUGAACAAAGAUCAAAGAGAAAAGGAUAUUGA
Cetraspora pellucida is the source of this 879-nucleotide messenger RNA. The record is from the annotation of a GenBank genome assembly. NCBI's taxonomy places the organism in Eukaryota, Fungi, Glomeromycota, Glomeromycetes, Diversisporales, Gigasporaceae.